Molecule: messenger RNA, 1626 nt
Organism: Aspergillus ruber CBS 135680
Lineage: Eukaryota; Fungi; Ascomycota; Eurotiomycetes; Eurotiales; Aspergillaceae
Gene: gua1
Product: GMP synthase (glutamine-hydrolyzing)
Exons: 2
Coding region: 1-1626 (541 amino acids)
Biological process (GO): GMP biosynthetic process
Cellular component (GO): cytosol
Molecular function (GO): GMP synthase (glutamine-hydrolyzing) activity; ATP binding; GMP synthase activity
Source: RefSeq, a predicted model, not a curated record
AUGGCUUCCAACGUUGAGACAGCCAUUGAGCCGCACAAGACCUUCGAUACCAUCCUGGUCUUGGACUUUGGUUCUCAGUACUCCCACUUGAUUACCAGACGUCUCCGUGAGCUCAAUGUGUACUCCGAGAUGCUGCCGUGCACCCAGAAGAUCGCCGAACUGCCCUGGAAGCCUACCGGUGUUAUUCUGUCCGGAAGCCCCUUCUCCGUCUACGAAGAGAUUGCCCCCCAUGUCGACCCGGAGGUUUUUAACCUCAAUGUUCCCAUCCUCGGUAUCUGUUAUGGUCUGCAGGAACUCGCCUGGUACCACGGAAAGAACGUCCUGGCCAGUGACAAGAAGGAAUACGGACACGCCCAUCUGAACAUCCACCGUCAAGCUGGCAAGGAGGGCACCAUCGAUCGUCUUUUCAAGGGUCUUGAUGACAAGAUUCAGGUCUGGAUGUCCCACGGCGACAAGCUCGCCAAGCUCCCUGACAACUUCGAGGUCAUUGCUACCACCGACAACGCUCCCUUCGCCGGUAUCGCCAGCACCACCAAGCCCUACUUCGGUAUCCAGUUCCACCCCGAAGUGACUCACACUCCCCGCGGAACCGAGAUUCUCAAGAACUUUGCUGUCGAUAUAUGUGCCGCCAAGCAGGAAUGGAGCAUGGAGAAGUUCGUGGACAAGGAGAUUGAGCGCAUCAAGACCCUGGUCGGCGAGAAAGGUCAGGUCAUUGGUGCCGUCAGCGGUGGUGUCGACUCGACCGUUGCUGCGAAGCUGAUGAAGGAGGCCAUUGGCGACCGCUUCCACGCCGUCCUUGUCGACAACGGAGUGUUGCGUCUCAACGAAGCUCAGCAGGUGCAUGAGACUCUCGAAAAGGGACUAGGAAUCAACCUCACGGUCGUCGACGCUUCCGACCGUUUCCUCAACCUUCUCAAGGGUGUGACCGACCCCGAGCGCAAGCGUAAGAUUAUCGGUAACACCUUCAUCGAGGUCUUCCAGGAGACAGCCAAGUCGAUCACCGAUGCUGCUGCCGGCUCUGACAAGGAGGGCAACAUCGAGUGGCUUCUGCAGGGUACUCUGUACCCCGACGUGAUCGAGAGUAUCUCGUUCAAGGGCCCUAGUGCCACCAUCAAGACCCACCACAACGUUGGUGGUUUGCUCGAGGGCAUGCACCUCAAGCUGAUCGAGCCGCUGCGUGAGCUCUUCAAGGACGAGGUCCGCGCUCUGGGCACCAACCUCGGAAUCCCGCAUGACCUUAUCUGGCGCCACCCCUUCCCCGGUCCGGGUCUGGCCAUCCGUAUCCUGGGCGAAGUCAACCGCGAACAGCUGCGCAUCGCACGGGAAGCCGACGUCAUCUUCAUCGAGGAGAUCAGGGCCGCCGGCCUGUACCAGAACAUCAGCCAGGCGUUUGCGGCGCUGCUGCCGGUCAAGGCUGUCGGUGUGAUGGGUGACAAGCGCAUGCACGAGCAGGUGAUUGCGCUGCGUGCGGUGGAAACCAGAGACUUUAUGACUGCGGACUGGUAUCCGUUUGACGGCGAGUUCCUGAAGCGGGUGUCCCGUCGGGUUGUAAACGAAGUCAACGGUGUUUGCCGGGUGGUGUAUGACAUUACCAGCAAGCCCCCGGGUACCAUUGAGAUGGAGUAA